This is a messenger RNA of Penicillium bovifimosum, 549 nucleotides long. Its product is annotated as TspO/MBR family protein. Lineage: Eukaryota; Fungi; Ascomycota; Eurotiomycetes; Eurotiales; Aspergillaceae. Gene Ontology annotation, cellular component: mitochondrial outer membrane. Bases 1 to 549 code for a protein of 182 amino acids. The record is from RefSeq and is a predicted model, not a curated record. The transcript has 2 exons.
AUGCCUUGGUCUUUGGCCCUUCCCCAGGCCAUCCUCACCUCGCCCUUUUUGGCGGUGGCCACUCCCCUCACAGCUGGUACUGCUGUCGCUCUCUUGACCAAUCGCAAACAAAAUCGUGAAAUAUACCGAGAGCUCCGACAGCCUCCCUUCAGUCCUCCGGGAUGGCUUUUUGCGCCCGCCUGGACUGUUCUGUAUUCCCUGAUGGGCUUUGCCUCUCACCACUCCAACAAGAUUGCCACAGAGUCAUUCUCUCUUGCCGCUCGCGAUGCGAACAAUACUGCCCAGUCCCUCUAUACCACGCAGUUGGCUCUGAACUUCAUGUGGAUGCCGCUGUUCUUCCGCCUGGGGCGCCCCGCCUCGGCUCUCGCGGAUUUGACCCUCCUGGCCACUAAUGUGGGUGCCCUCAUGGUCAACUGGUGGACCGCUGAUCGGACCGCCUUCUGGUGUCUCGUUCCUUAUGCCGUCUGGCUUGGAUACGCCGCCUAUCUCAACACUGGGGUUGGGAUUUUGAAUAACUGGAGUAUCUAUCGGAAGGAGCGAUCGGAGUAA